Messenger RNA from Dentiscutata heterogama, 318 nucleotides. The record is from the annotation of a GenBank genome assembly. Lineage: Eukaryota; Fungi; Glomeromycota; Glomeromycetes; Diversisporales; Gigasporaceae.
GAUUUAAAAAAUGCUAUGUCUCUAUAUUUGAGCUUAUUUGCUAUAGCUUUAGAACUAUAUAAUUCGAAAGAUAUCAAUAUCAACAAUAACACAAUUUCAGUACAAAUGUUAGAAAAUAAUCGUGAAAAUGAACAAGAACAACCGAUUCAAGAGAAGAUCAGCUUACUUCAAAAAGAGUCAAUAACACAAAACAAUACAACAAAUGUUCAACAAGAAGUAUUUUCUGAUCUGGAUAUUAGUGAUGUUGACAACCACAUGACUGAUCUCGAUACCUUACUUCAAGAGGAAAAAAAAUCAAGAAAACUCAAUUAUAGCUAA